GGGCUCUUUGACUCCUCCGCCAAAAUGAUCAAAGCGCUCUCUUUUCUUCUGCUCCUAGUCGCCUCCGUCUCCACGCCUUCUGAAGCCAAAUUGAGCAUCCUCCGACCCCAACCCGCCGUAGGUUUCAACGUCAGCCAUGUACAGAGUACCGGGACUUGUUCUUAUACUGUGGACAUAACCACGAGCUGUUCGUCAACGAGGUACACAAGGGAUCAAAUCAGUAUUUCAUUCGGAGAUGUUUAUGGCAACCAGAUAUAUGCACCGCGGCUAGAUGAUCCAUCAGCGAAAACGUUUGAGAGUUGUUCUACAGAUACAUUUGAGAUAUAUGGACCAUGCGCAUAUCAAAUCUGUUAUGUGUAUCUUUACAGAACAGGACCUGAUGGUUGGAAACCGGAGAGUGUGAAAAUCUAUAGUCACAAUUCCAGGGCUGUUUCGUUCUACUACAACACCUUCAUUCCCAGUGACAUUUGGUAUGGAUUCAAUUUGUGCCAGAAUGGUUCAUCUUCACACCGGCAAUGUGCUUGUGGAUGGUUUAUAUAUGUUGUAGUUGGGCUUCUUGUGUCGCUUCUCUUGUAGACUUGCUCUUGCCAUCGGUAUAAUGGCUUCUGCAGGUUUUCUAGUCUCUAGUGUUAGUAAUCUAGGAAGAAAAAUUGUCUUUCACCUAUGGAUUUGGUGAUAUACGUUGAUUAGGUUUUAACUGUUAUCCUACAUCUCUACAUUUCAUAUUGACAUUAUAUGAUCUUGCUUCCGAGUACAUACUAUCAUGGUGAAUAUAAGUAGUGGACAUACAAGCAUUAAUCUC
Molecule: messenger RNA, 802 nt
Organism: Fragaria vesca subsp. vesca
Lineage: Eukaryota; Viridiplantae; Streptophyta; Magnoliopsida; Rosales; Rosaceae
Exons: 3
Coding region: 25-576 (183 amino acids)
Molecular function (GO): protein binding
Source: RefSeq, a predicted model, not a curated record